UUGACCAUACACUCCAGAUAAAACCGAAGAUAAGCCAAGCUUCGUUCUUGCUCUGCCAUUUCCCUCUCUUUCCCUUCCUAAAACCAUCCAAACAAAUAAAUGGCGACGCUGUCAAUGGAUAUCGCAACAACUUUCAUCAACUUCACCACCCGUUGCGGCGGCCGCCGCCGCCCUCCAACCCCACCUCUCUCCGGGGUUAUUCCUCUCUUCUUCAAACCCUCCACCAUCCAUACCCGCUCCCUUUCUUCCCAUACGUUGUCUUCUUUUCCUCGCACCGUUUUAUCCACCUCCAAAGUUAAUCGCUGCCGCCGGUUCUAUGUAUUAGCCACCGCCACUACUACUCCAAAAAGCGAGGAUUCCGACAUUUCUACAAAAAUUCCGCCUGAUAAUCGUAUUCCUGCCACCAUAAUCACCGGCUUUUUGGGUUCUGGCAAGACAACAUUACUCAAUCACAUCUUGACUGCAGAUCAUGGGAAGCGUAUUGCAGUGAUAGAGAAUGAGUUUGGCGAAGUAGAUAUCGAUGGCUCUCUUGUCGCCGCUAAAUCUGUCGGGGCUGAGGACAUAGUCAUGCUUAACAAUGGCUGUCUAUGCUGUACUGUAAGGGGCGAUCUUGUGAGGAUGAUUGCAGAGCUAGUCAAUAAGAAGAAAGGGAAAUUUGACCAUAUUGUAAUAGAGACUACAGGAUUGGCAAAUCCUGCACCAAUCAUUCAGACAUUUUAUGCGGAAGAUCAGGUUUUCAACGAUGUCAAGUUAGAUGGUGUUGUAACUUUAGUUGAUGCCAAACAUGUGGGCUUUCAUCUGGAUGAGGUCAAACCAAAGGGAGUGGUCAAUGAGGCUGUUGAGCAAAUUGCUUAUGCUGAUCGCAUAAUUGUAAACAAGACCGAUCUUGUUGGUGAGCCAGAAAUAGUGUCCUUGGUUAAGCGGAUAAGGAACAUUAAUGGUAUGGCUCAUCUCAAGCGCACAGAGUUUGGAAAAGUUGACUUGGAGUAUGUUCUUGGGAUAGGAGGCUUUGAUUUGGAGAGGAUUGAGAGUUCUGUCAGUGAUGAAGGUGCAAAAGAAGAUCAUGCUCACCAUCACCAUCAUGAUCAUGACCAUCAUCAUCAUCAUGAACAUGACCAUAAACAUGACUAUCAUCAUCAUCAUGAUAAUGAUCAUACUCACGACCCAGGAGUUUCCUCUGUCAGCAUUGUUUGUGAAGGGAGCUUAGAUCUCGAGAAGGCUAACAUAUGGCUUGGUACAUUGUUGUUGGAACGUAGCGAAGACAUUUAUCGGAUGAAAGGUCUUCUUUCUGUGCAGGGUAUGGAUGAGAGGUUCGUGUUUCAGGGAGUUCAUGACAUAUUCCAAGGAUCACCAGAUCGGUUAUGGGGACCGGACGAACCGAGAGUAAACAAGAUUGUGUUCAUUGGGAAGAACUUGAACGCAGAGGAAUUGGAGAAGGGUUUUAAAGCUUGUUUACUAUGAUUUGAUCCACUGAA
Messenger RNA from Hibiscus syriacus, 1475 nucleotides. RefSeq names its product P-loop guanosine triphosphatase YjiA-like. The record is from RefSeq and is a predicted model, not a curated record. NCBI's taxonomy places the organism in Eukaryota, Viridiplantae, Streptophyta, Magnoliopsida, Malvales, Malvaceae. The transcript has 10 exons. The coding region runs from base 100 to 1461 and encodes 453 amino acids. Gene Ontology annotation, cellular component: cytoplasm.